Drepanopeziza brunnea f. sp. 'multigermtubi' MB_m1 is the source of this 2745-nucleotide messenger RNA. Lineage: Eukaryota; Fungi; Ascomycota; Leotiomycetes; Helotiales; Drepanopezizaceae. The record is from RefSeq and is a predicted model, not a curated record.
AUGUUCUUUCCACGCAUCACCAGGCCUCUCGGCCAGCUUUUCACUGGUACUCUGGUAUCCAUGAUGGUCCGAGAUACUACUCCAACUCCGGCAGGUUUCAACAACCUCCCAGCUCCUGCCAGUACCAAUGCGGUAGUUCGGGGGAAGAAGAGGUCCAUUGAGACAUGCCACGAGGAAGCACCACCGAAGAAGAGAGUGUGUGGCGAAUUCAGGAACGGGGAGUGCUCGCCCAGCACCUUCACUUGGCCGAUGCGGCCAUUUGUUUCGGUCGCUGUGGGUUCGAAAAAGAAAAGACGCAUGGACACGGAGCACGACGACGAGCCAGCCAACAAGAAGAGGUUGUGCAGAGGAGGAUGGACUGUCUGCGUUGUCCCUGUUGCUCUCGGUCCUAGUGGCCGUACACCUCCACCAUCUGCCGAAAAUCCUACCACCAGCGCUGGUUCUCCAGCCUCUACCAUACCCGAUCUAAUCUUAGAUACGUCGGCCAUCGAGAAGCAGGUGUCAGACAUCUCAGGUGAGCAUCUGACAACUACAUUGCCCGAAUCAUUAUCUAAAUCCAGCGAAGGUCCCAUUGCAGACACUCCUGACACCAAGGAGGGACCGGAAGCCCACACUGCUGGGCAAGAUGGACAUGAGAACCCGGAGUGUAUUGGGGCGGAGGUCAACUUAGACCCCUCUGCGUGUUUUCUAGCCGAUCUAGCAGGCUUUAUGUAUCCUCCCCCUCCUCCUCUUCCUCCUCCUCUUCCUCCUCCUCUUCCUCCUCCUCUUCCUCCUCCUCUUCCUCCUCCUCUUCCUCCUCCUCCUCCUCCUCCUCCUCUUCCACCUCCCCCUCCUCCUCCUCCCCCUCCUCCUCCUCCCCCUCCUCCUCCUCCCCCUCCUCCCCCUCCUCCCCCUCCUCAUUCUGCGGGCUUCGGUGGCCUCGAUCUCUCCGUUGUAGCUGCCAUUCAGAACUCGAUGUUGCCUAAUAAUGGCCAAGAUCAAUUCACUCACGCUCACUAUGGGUACCCGCAAUACCAAGUCCCUGGCUUUGGUAUGCUGGACCCUACCACUAUCCGACCAGACUACCCAUCCAGUCAGACAGGACUAUCAGGGUACACAGCCAGUCAGACUACGAAUUUUUAUCACCACAACACCCCAACCUCGAGAGGCGAUGUUGCAGCAGGUCCGGCAGAAAAUGCAUACGACCCGAAAAUUGACCCCUCCUUCCAGAACGGUUUCUCCUCCUAUGGGUACUCACCCCGUAGCGACCAGGCCAAUGCGCCAUCCGACCCAGGGAACGAUGAAGACGAUGGAGAAGAAUACGACCCGUCCCAGUGGAGCCCCGGCCCUGAUGUUCCAAUGGCCAACACAGGAGUCACGGCUGAACCUGCGGAUCCAAAUGCCGACCCAGCGUUAUCCAACUCCUCGCUCUCUAGCCCAGCACAAAACCUUCCAUACGAUAAUACUGCCGUAUCUGGAAGUGGCUCUCCCUCUGUGAUCCCCUCUCUCGCUCCUCAAGCUGGGCAUGCCACUCUUCUCCAAGCUACAUCGUCAUCACCCCUUUUCCAAGCACAAACAAUUCGACCACAGUUACCUUCGCCCAAUCAAACCCCACAGGGAUUUGCACCGGAAGUCGCUAAUCGAACUCCCGACUCUUGCCCUAUGGACAAUUCUGUCACUCAGCAGAUCGAUGCUGAUCCUUGCGGCUUGGGCCUGAGCAGCCCUGCCGUUCUGCAAGAGCCAGCCGUGAAGAAAGCCCUCAAGAGCUGCUUUCGGGACCGAUCGAGGACCUCCGAAAAGACCACCAAGUUUGCUUGCAUCGUCUACGACAAUGAAUGGGAGCACUCGACGGAGGAGGCAAAGAAGGUCAGAAGAGUGGCGAGGGAGAAGAAAGAGAAGGAGAGAAAGCUUGCAGGCUGGAAAGCCGGCGGCAAACGGCUUGCUGCGAGAGAGAAAGCGUGGGCCAAGAACAACAACAUGUCGUUCGGCGACUUGACCAUCGAAGGAGCCAGCAUGGAGAACUGGCAAUCUCGUGAAGGGCCUCCAAUUGAGAUCGAUCACGACGGUGUAGCGAAGCACUGGUGGCUCUACGCAUUCGAGCUACACCGUACGCACAGAUCCGAGGUAUUCGCUAUGAACAACAGCUACCGACAUACCAAAUUCCAGCCGGGCGAGAAGAAAGCCGAAGACGAGCUCCUCCACGGUGUCGACGCAGUCGCGAGAGCCCUUGCCUUCAAAACGGAGUUGAACACUAAGGCUAACGAGGUCGUCAACCUGGCCACCUUUUCAUCAUCCUCUUUGGGCGCCCCCCGCGAAGACCUCGUACGCAGACCCACAACCCACCUUUCGCUCGCGAUCUUGAUCCCUCCCGUCUCUAAGUCUAUCCCCAAGGAGUAUCCGGCCUGCAAAAAAGUCGAAGUCGCCCUCCCAUUAGAGCCCAAGGCCCAAAUCUCUCUGGAGAUGCUGACCCUGACCCUGGCUCUGGCCCUGGCCAAAAGUCCACGACGCUUCCAUCGACGGGGUCCCAUCUCGCGACGAAGACGUCUCCCGUGGAUACGCAUCAAAGUCCCAGAGCCAGCACGACUAAAUACAUACGACGAGGUAACUCGCACCCUCUCGAACCCGCGCCGGACGAAAGGGAGAGUUUUCGAGCCUGAGGCUCCGAGAAGCCUUCGCUGCUACGGAAAUCCCAUGCCCGAUUUGGUGACGUGCCCGGUAUCUCGGUGGAAGGAAGCUGGAAGCGCCGAUUGUGACCCCUCGGUAUGA